This is a messenger RNA of Vigna angularis (adzuki bean), 2485 nucleotides long. RefSeq names its product aspartic proteinase 36-like. Gene Ontology annotation, molecular function: aspartic-type endopeptidase activity. The transcript is spliced from 8 exons. The coding region runs from base 1352 to 2305 and encodes 317 amino acids. NCBI's taxonomy places the organism in Eukaryota, Viridiplantae, Streptophyta, Magnoliopsida, Fabales, Fabaceae. The record is from RefSeq and is a predicted model, not a curated record. Gene Ontology annotation, biological process: proteolysis.
UUUGUUUCCAAGGCUUCACUUUUACUUCUUAUUAAGCAUUCAGUUAAUGCUAUAGUGGAUGAUUUCGAUAUAGCAAAUUGUGAUUUUCUUGUUUAUUUGUCUAUUUUACUGUUCGAACGGUCUACAUUUUGUUUGUAUUAUUGCAUCUCUCAUAUCGUUUAUAUCUCCAUUUUCUGCUUCUGGUUUAAAAAUUGUCUUUUGGGCUUACCUUCUGUAUUUACGACUUAGGUUUUCUACACCCAGGAAAGAUUGAUGUGGACUCCCCACUCUCACUGAUGGCUUUGCAAAAUCUUAAAUUAGAAAGGUUGAAUUUGGAGCAUACGCAAGUUAGGGAUGAAGCUUUAUACCCCUUGUCAAGCUUCUUAGAGCUGAGAUAUUUAUCACUUAAAAGUGCUUCUCUUGCAGACCUCUCGCUUUACUAUUUAUCGUCAAUUCCAAAAUUGACAAAUCUUAGUGUUUGUGAUGCGGUAUUGACAAAUUAUGGGAUUGAUAUAUUUAAGGCUCCUGAAACUCUGAAACUGCUGGACCUCAGAGGUUGUUUGGCUCUUAACAGAAGACAUUAUUUUGUCAUUCUGUAGAUGUCAUGCACAAGUUGAAGUCAUACAUGAACUUGGUACAGUAUAUCCUUUUAAUAAAAAUGGUCCUCAUCAUUCCUCUCCAUCUCGAUCAACUUCUAGGACUUUGCAAAUGGCUAAGAAGAAAGAUCAAGCUCCGGUAUUACCGUAUCUUGCAGAUCAAAGAUUAAAGUAUAGCAGGGAUGAGUUACUUGCAUUGCAGUUUGCGUCCUUGCCUCCUGCAUCUAGUAGUGAGAGUAGCAAUUCAACAUUUGAGAAACAAUUGGACUGAAUGGUGAAAUCUCCCUUUAUAUAAUUGUUUGCACUGAUGACAUUGGCGAGGGUAUGUGAUAUGAACAGAGAGGAUUAAUAGCCCGAGUCCGAUGUAGUUCAUUUGUUCAUAAUUCGAAUGCACAUGGUCAAAGAAGAGUCAUGUUUCUGUUAGAGAAAUCGAAUGUGAUGAGUGGACACAUGGGAUGUUGUGAAGGAUUGCUUCUACUCAGUAGUUUCUGCAGGCUCCCAAGUAUAGAAGAUUGCAGUCAUCAGGAUGGUGUUGCUUCAGACAAAUCGUUACCAAUCCAAUUUAUCUUAAAUGAUAGUGGAUUGGAUUUGCGUGUCCAAUUUUGUUUUAACAGAACCCAAGAAGACAAAAGAAUAAUUGUUUUAAAUUUAUUGUUUCUAUGAAAGUCCAUCAACUUUGUCUCAUGUAGACUGGACUUGUGUAUCCCAUUUUAUCUUAACAGGAUCCAAAGUUUCAGCCUGAUUCAUCUAGCACCGAUGAACCUGUCAAAUGUACAAUGGAUUGCAAUUGUGACGGUGAGAGGAUGCAGUGUGUGUAUGAGAGGCAAUAUGUUGAAAUGAGUAUAAGCAGUGGUGUCCUUGGCGAGGAUGUCAUAUCCUUUGGAAAUCAGAGUGACCUUGCUCCACAGCAUGCAGUUUUUGGCUGUGAAAAUGUUGAGACUGGUGAUCUUUAUAGUCAACAUGCUGAUGGCAUCAUGGGUUUGGGUUGUGGAGAUCUUAGUAUUAUGGAUCAACUUGUGAACAAAAAUGUAAUAAGCGAUUCAUUCUCACUAUGCUAUGGUGGAAUGGAUGUUGGAGGGGGUGCAAUGGUUCUCGGUGGCAUAUCUCCCCCAUCAGACAUGGUUUUUACAUAUUCAGAUCCUGUGCGCAGUCCAUAUUACAAUAUUGAUUUGAAGGACAUACAUGUUGCGGGGAAGCAACUGCCUCUAAAUGCAAAUACUUUUGAUGGGAAACAUGGAACUGUCCUGGAUAGGGGUACAACUUAUGCUUACCUGCCAGAAACAGCAUUUCUUGCAUUUAAAGAUGCAAUAUUAAAGGAACUUCAAUUUCUCAAGCAAAUCAGUGGUCCAGAUCCAAAUUAUAAUGAUAUAUGUUUUUCGGGUGCUGGAAUGUAUGUCUGUUACGAUAAGAGUUUACAUUACUCUUUAAUUGCAGUUUACAUUACAGCUUGGGCUUGCUUGUAUUUCAGUGAUGCCUCCGAACUCUCUAAAAGUUUUCCAGUGGUUGAUAUGGUAUUUGGAAACGAUGAUAGAUAUUCAUUGACACCUGAAAACUACAUGUUCCGGCAUUCAAAAGUGCGAGGAGCAUAUUGUCUAGGGAUUUUCCAAAAUGGAAAAGACCCUACUACUCUGUUAGGAGGUAUUGUCGUUCGAAACACUCUUGUAAUGUAUGAUCGUGAGCAGGAAAAGAUUGGUUUCUGGAAAACAAACUGUGGUAGAGAUUGUGCAUAGGCUUAAAUCCCUUUGCCCCAGUGAGUUUACGGAACAAUUGUGGUAGAGAUUUCUUUGAUACAUCAUUUCUCUUUUUUAGUUUUAGAAUGUCGAGAAGUAAGAACUCCAUUAUUCAUUAGGAUUAUAUGUAAUAUACCUUAUUUAUUUGCUAUUUAUGUUAUUCAAUAUAUUUCUUUUUUA